Molecule: messenger RNA, 1643 nt
Organism: Stegodyphus dumicola
Lineage: Eukaryota; Metazoa; Arthropoda; Arachnida; Araneae; Eresidae
Product: transmembrane and coiled-coil domains protein 2-like
Cellular component (GO): endomembrane system
Source: RefSeq, a predicted model, not a curated record
GGUGUACUUUUUCUCUGUUUUUUAAAUUGCGAUGUCUAGGAACUGAAAUGUGGUUGCAUUAUUCUUUGAAUGCGGUUUAGUUAUAAUUUCGUGAGGUUAAAUACAUUUCAUUUCAUUUUGUCAGAGCUGUUCUGAAAUGGAAUUCAGAUUAAAAAGAAUUGUUUUUUUUUUAUAAUUUUCUGAAUUAUAUGCAUAGAAUUUAUUGAAAACAAUGUUGAUAUAAAAAUCAUCCAUUUGAGGACUGAGAAAUUUAAUAUGAGAAGAGUUAUUCUGGAAAGAGUAGAAUGAUCCUACUUUUUCUUUGCACUUUGAAGGAAGCAGUAUAUGAUGUGGAAUAAACUGUCUUUGGUACAAGUACUGUGUAUGCAUUUCAUUUCUCCAUUGAUAAACCCUCAUCUAACGUCACAGCUACAGAGAAAUGAAUGCCAGUUGUUUCAGCAGAUUCAAAUAAACUUUAACCAAUGAGCACAAUUUUGCCAAAUUCACUUUAUCAGUUCUUCAUGCAGAAGCAUAUUUAAAAGUAUAUGUGCAAGCUGGCUGUGGCAUAGCAUCACUUCCUGCAAAUUCUAGGGAUUUGUGCUUGAUAAUGAAGCGUAAAAAAAGCCCAUUACAGCACCGCAGAGGUGGCACUUCAACUGACAGUAGUGACUCAUCCAAACUGAACACUCAGCAGACAGGCAAUGUAAUGAUGUCUAGUCCAGCUGUUCUCCAUCCACCUACAUUUCAUGUCACUGCUUCACCCUCAUUAUUGGCUGCUGCUUCUCAUCCUGCUGUUAAUAAUUCUGGUGAUGAGUGGGGAAAUGUUGAAGACACUGCAGAAGCAGAAGCUGCUGCAUCUAGUGGAAGUUUGCCAUCUUUGGGUAGUAAUGAAGCAAUUCAUUUUUGUGGAUUGGAUGAAAUUGACUGUGGUUCACCGCACACUCCAGAUUUACAGAGAACUAAAGCAGCUAUAGAACACAUACAACAGAAAAUUUUUCGCACCAAAGAACUUAUAAAAGCUGAACAGACUGCAAGAGAUGAAAAUGUUAAUGAAUACUUAAAACUUGCUACAAAUGCCGACAAGCAACAACUUCAAAGAAUUAAAAGUGUUUUUGAAAAGAAAAAUCAGAAGUCUGCUCAGCUUAUUACUCAACUACAGAAGAAACUGGAAAAUUACAACAAAAGAAUUCGAGAGUUAGAAACACAUGGUUUACCUCGGGGAGUUUUGAGAGACAUGGGUCAGGGUCUAAAGGAUGUUGGAGCAAAUAUUAAAGGAGGGAUAUCUGGUCUUUCUGGGGGAGUGGUUGGCAGUUUGAAAGGAGGACGUUUAGGUCGCACUUCUGUUGGUCAUAGUACUGCUACUGAUGUGGCAUAAGUGCAAAAUUAUUGAUGAUUAGUAAUAAAAAGAAAAGAAAAAAAAAAAAGAUUGAUUCUUCUUUCAUUUCUUCUGUAAAGUAUUUAGUUAUCUACUGCAGUGUAUUAUUGUAAUAUUUGGAAAGAAUAAAGACAUAUUACAUUCAUGUUGUCUAUUAAUGCUGAAGAAAUAAGCUCUGUAAUAUGACAAGUUUAAGAGGCAGGAGUAGAAAAAACUUUCAGAAAUUAUUUGCUUGAAAGAGUUAAGAUUUAUGUACACUGCUCAAAAAAAAAAAAAAAAAAAAAAAAAA